AUGCACCCAAUAAAUCCCCGACAAGCCAAACACCACGCGCUGGCCGUCAUCAGACCAGCCCCGAGGGCAAGGACAGCCCGCCGCCCCAGUGCGUCAGUGAACAGUGUCAGGAGGAAGCUGACCCAGAUGUCGCCCGCGGGCGUCACCGGCAUGAAGAGCCCGAUCUGCGUGUUGCCAGUGCCCAGAGGCGUCAAGGUAGACGACGGGAAUCAGGUCGACACGCCGCAGGCGAGCAUGCGCGCAUCGGAGCUUGACGUCAAGCGGGGAGCUGUGCAGCGAGGUGAGGCCCAACUCCUCGAGGGCGCGGUGGAGCAGGGUUUUCCCCCUGGGCGGCUACGGCGGCUUGGCUGA
Messenger RNA from Anthostomella pinea, 351 nucleotides. The record is from the annotation of a GenBank genome assembly. NCBI's taxonomy places the organism in Eukaryota, Fungi, Ascomycota, Sordariomycetes, Xylariales, Xylariaceae.